Messenger RNA from Octodon degus (degu), 2416 nucleotides. Its product is annotated as low affinity immunoglobulin gamma Fc region receptor II. Gene Ontology annotation, molecular function: transmembrane signaling receptor activity. Bases 963 to 1889 code for a protein of 308 amino acids. Gene Ontology annotation, biological process: cell surface receptor signaling pathway. The transcript is spliced from 6 exons. Lineage: Eukaryota; Metazoa; Chordata; Mammalia; Rodentia; Octodontidae. The record is from RefSeq and is a predicted model, not a curated record.
UUGUUUUUACAACUUCAGGAUAUAUAAGAGUUUAACAGCUAGAGGCCAGGGAGUUGACUAAGUGUUCUACAAUGCCCAGAGCAAGCCCUCAGAAUAAGUACUGAGGUCAGAAUGUCAAUAAUGCUGAGGUGAAGAAACUCUGCUUGCAUUAACAAGCAUGAUGGACUACAUAGCUACAGGUCCGGAACCUAAACAUCUGAGUAGCUCUCAGCAUUCAAAUUUGCAUUUCCGGUUCCACAACUCAUGCUCUUUCAUCAUACCAUAGUGGCAAGACCAGAGAUGGGAGGAAUGGCCAGUGUGAUGAUCCAGUGUACAAACUGGUGCUCCCGCAAUAUUGAUGGAGACAUUCGUUGUGUUAAUGAAUGAGUAAAUGAAGAAUGAAUAAAGGAAGGAAAUGAGGAUGGGUGCAGUUGCUCCACAGCUGUGAAGACAUGCCUCCUUGCUCUUGUUCCACAGCCCAAAAGUGAGUCAGGGAAUUAUGAUGGAGAGAGAGAAAAAAAAUCAAAAGAUGGUGGGUAUCUAAAGCCUCUAUGUUCAAUUUCAGGAGGGGUCCAGAUGCUGGUGUCUGAGUCUCCAAAUGGAAGAUGUACCAGAAGACGCCCUGUACAACCCACCUCCACUACCUUCCUAGGGAAGAUGGAGACAGGUACGAAGCUCUGAAUUGAGUUUAGGUGGUCAUUUUCCUUUCUCCCACUUUCUCCCAAGGGUUCAGGCCAGCUGUGGCCCCAAAAGGAAGAAGCGGGGAGUUGCUUCUCACAUUCUUCCCAGUUUCUGUGGCUUGGGCUGAGCAGGAGAUUCUGGGAAGCUCUGAAUCUCUUAGAAGGGAACAGAUGAAAGAGGGUGGAAGGGGAGGAGCCUAUGAUUAAAUAGACCGUUUCUUUUCACUUCCUCUUUCGGACUCCAGAAUUUGGCUGUUUUCUUGGUGAAGAGAAGCUGCGUGUUGGAGUCAGCUUGCUGCAGAGAUGAUGGGAAUCCCUGUGUUCCUGCCUGUCCUGGGCACCAAGAGUCCCCACGCUGACCGCAAGCCCUUGCAGACCUUGGGCCACAUGCUGCUGUGGAUAGCUGUGCUGAUCCUGGCUCCAGUUGCUGGGAUCUCUGCGGACCUCCCAAAGGCCGUGGUGAGACGGGAGCCACCGUGGAUCCAGGCGCUCCGGGAAGACCAGGUGACUCUGACCUGCGAGGGCGCCCACAGCCCCGGGAACCGCUCCACGCGGUGGCUCCACAACGGGAGCCCCCUCCCUGCCCAGGUCCAGCCCAGCUACAGGUUCACGGCCAAAGGCAACGACAGCGGAGAGUACAGGUGCCAGAUGGGCGGGACCAGCCUCAGCGACCCUGUGCGUCUGGAGGUGAUUUCUGACUGGCUGGUGCUCCAGACUGUUCAGCUGGUUUUCCAGGAGGGGGAUGCCAUUGUGCUGCGGUGCCACAGCUGGAAUAACAAGCCUUUGGUAAAGGUCACAUACUACCACAAUGAAAUAGCCAAGAAAUUUUUCUCUGUCAGCAAAAACUUCUCCAUCCCACAAGCAAACCACAGUAACAGUGGUAAAUACCACUGCACAGGACUCAUAGGAAGAAUGACCCACUCAUCACAGCCAGUGACCAUCAUUGUCCAAGAGCUCAAGUCAAGUGACUCUUCAGUGAUGGUGAUAAUUGUGGCUACAAUCAUUGGGAUAGCUGCUGUGGCCAUUGCUGUUGCUGUAGCAUCAAUGAUCUACCGCAAGAAAAAACGGACUCCAGCUCUCCCAGGAAACCCUGAGCACAGGGAAAUGGGAGAGACCUUUCCUGAGGAGCUAGGUGAGUACAGCGUUGUCUCUGGGGACUCAGUGAUGUCCUGUCCAGGACUGCCACAUGGAUCGCAGCCAGCAAGAAGUGGCUUGUGUGAGUUUGGCUAGAGCAAGUGAGGGGUGGGGGGUGGGGGUGGGGCUCAAAUCACUUGGUCAAUUCUGAGUCUAACUCCUGGGCCUGAGGAGAGUCUCACUGAAAUGUUACAUUAGUUUGCAAUUGAGAAGGAGGAGCCGCACCCACAUUUCUGAGACUAAGAAUCUGGGGACAUUUUGAAAGCAAUAGAUUAUAGAAAUUUGUAUCUUUUUGUGGAGAUUUGCCAGAUCUGGCAAAAAAAACCAGGGGUCUGAAGUUACAAGAAGACAAAUAGGGUUGAAGAGGUAGGAGUCCAAGAGAACAGGGGAAGGAGUCCUGGGAACAACCCCAAGAUGCAUUGAGGCAUCUGUCCCUGUGGAGGGGUAGGAUGGGCAUGGUAGAAACCAUGGAGAUUUCUAUCAUGGUAGAAAUUAGGAUAUUUGGGCUUGAGAAAAUUCUGGGGGACUAGGGCUAUUAGUGGGUUUUGUUUUGUGGGUAACAUUGGGUUCUGAUGCCUCUCUGUGUCAGUUUAUUAGGUACUGGCCCAGUUCUGCCACCAUCA